Colletotrichum higginsianum IMI 349063 is the source of this 2886-nucleotide messenger RNA. RefSeq lists its product as uncharacterized. Bases 1 to 2886 code for a protein of 961 amino acids. Lineage: Eukaryota; Fungi; Ascomycota; Sordariomycetes; Glomerellales; Glomerellaceae. The transcript has a single exon. The record is from RefSeq and is a predicted model, not a curated record.
AUGGCAACGACACCACUUGACCCCCCUCUGCCGGGUUCCUCAUUCUUCGACAUCUACAAUGAUGGCGUUGCCCAGCGCAGCCCCGUCCCUCUGCCCGGAGGAGCCUGCAACUACGUGGACUUGACGCCCGGUGCUAGUGGAGCCAAGUGUGGAUGCCGUCGUUUCUGGAGCCGUUUCGCCGUUGGGAGGAUGUAUACGGAUAACCUGGGUACUGACAACUCCGUUUGGUGUAUGUGUUCGCAUCACGCCUGCUUUCACGAUGACGGACGCGCCGCGAGCGAAGCGCCGGCGCCCGCAUUCAUCCCCACGCCUGUAGCGCAGGUUGUCGGCCAUGAGAACGAGAGACCAAAGAUGCCCAGAGAGCCCCUCAGUCCCGUCCAGCUGCCGGAUAUGUCCUUUCGGAUGCCUGCAGGAUUCGCGCCGACCAUGGAAUUCAUGAACCUGGAUACUGCCAUGAUACUAUCCCCAAACAAAUCCAAGGAACCCAGGCCUCUUCGACAGGAUGAUUCUACACCUCGUCCGGAAUCGACUCUUCAGGACACGUUAAGCUGGGGCGAUUUCGUCCAGUCCCAGCCCGGACAUACUGCGUUACCGCCCAUACCGGCCCAGUGUCUAAUGCAAUCUCAGCCCAGCUCCGCAGCAUCAUCCAGUCAGGCCCGUUACCUUCGUCCGUUUGCUGGGAAAGGCCUCCAGACACUAAGUGGUGUUGCUGCAUCUCAUAUGCGAUCUCCACAAAGGGACACGUUCCACGACGCUAAUACAGCCACCGAACAUGAUCAAUCGGCCAAGGACGAUACCGGGACAGCGGCUCCUCACAGCGAGCACGGCGAGGAUACUCUUAGGGCUCCGCAAUUUCCUUGCGCCGUUGAAAAAGUUGACGCCGUAUUUGCUGGACCUUCCCGAGAUACCUUUCGACACCUUUCCGAUACUGUUCAAGGACACGAACACCGGCUCGAGAGGCUGGAAAAUGUUUCCUUCUCCGCUGCUGGCCACGAGGAGUGCCACGAGAAGCACGACGCUACUGACCUCCGCGUGACUGACCUUGAAGUCCGCGUCGAGGAGGUUGAAAAGCUCAUGAACGAUAAUGGUAGUACUACAGUCCACCGUGCCGACCGCCAAACAUUUGACGAGUCUACCAACAGUGUCCUCUCAGUUGCGACCAGCACCACCACUGCCCGGGCCGGCCACUCGGGCGAGAUACUCGGUCAGAUUGAAUCCUUGCAGGCUCAGAUUUCCCAGCUUCAGUCGCUACUUCCUACGACUGCUCGACCUUGGGAAAUCGAGGUUGUGUUUCUACCUUUCCCAUUGAAGAAGAUCUGGCAGGAGCUUUUGGAUUUCAAGUCGGAUGGUCCGUCGAGCUUGGACGAGUGGACACAAAUGCCCAACACCAUGAGUUCCGCGACUCUGAGGGCACAGUCGCCCUUUUGCGCCGAGUGGGCUGAUCCCGGCCAUGACUAUGAAUGGCUGAUGGCCAAGGCGUGUAGUCCUACGAGCAUCAUCAACAAGAGACUGGAAAGCCGCGGCCUCGUGCGAACUAUCUCCGUCAAGGGAUCCGAUGCCAGAAGUGUACAGGCCGCAAUGCACGCUGCCUUUGGUACCACCUUUUCCGAGCUAUCGGACAGCUCACGUUCGACUUCACGACAGCGCAGUCUUGACAGCAAGACGAGCCGCUUUUUGGGCUUACAACAACCAUGGGUUCCCCUCCGCAAGAUUCACAAAGACUCACGACUCCGAUUCUUGACCCCGGCAGAGAUGAUCACGCCUGCUAUCUGGGAUGUCUCGUUUCUCAAUUCGGUCAUCAUGCGGUCCUCCGAGCCUCGUCUUUUCAUCACCCAACCGGAUGCCUAUCUCCAGGAUCUGCCCGCAUACGAGAGUGGCUGGAACUGGCAACGCCUCCGAGAGAUCAGCCGAUUUUACCCAGACUUACAUGCAACUGUACCCGAGGCUGAUGCACGAGAGGACUACUGGGUGUGGAACGAUCAGCUCGACGAGACCCCAAGCGCACAGUCGUCUCUCAGCAUACGACAAGCCGGUCAGCGGGUGCCAGCUUCUCCUUCCUUACACCAAAUCGCGAUGCAAUCUUCAAUGCGGUCCUCUAGUCCCAUGAUAAACCGUGGCCAGACACCCGCGAAGGAGAGAAGAGCCUCCAAACUUCCGUUUAUCCGCACCGCCUCGCUACCUCCCGCAGUUCCGGCGACCUUUUCACCGUCGCAGCAAAUAAAACGUCGCGUGUCGUCCUUCGGACAACAAAGAGCAGCUAUUCAUAUGCGAACCAGCCCUCCAAAUAUUUCAACAGCUUACAAACGACGCCGAACCCGAUCUCCAAGCCGUCCCCUUAAUACGCCGCGCUGGACCAUAUCGCCAAGUCCUAUGCCUGGUGUGAUACCCUCCGAAGAGCGCCACCCAUCGACUCGCGGUAUCACGCCACACUACUACGCUACGCCAUACAGCAACGCGCCUCUAACUGAGACACGUCCGCGCGGUUCGGGCGGUAUCGUGGACGGUUCUCCCACGGAAGAUGACGAAAACCUGGACCCUGACUACGGAAGCACGAACCCGUAUGAUGACGACGAGGAGAGCAAUUACAGCGUCGAGAUGGUGGCUCAACCAGUACCAGUACAGGAACGCGAUUCAUCAUAUGCGCGGCAAAUCCAGUUGCCUGAGGAUGAGCCUUGGCCAGGCAUCGAGGACCAGGACCAUAUAUCGGACGGCGAGAAUAUCGACCCACUCUUCUCCCCGACAGCCGAAGACGAUGUCCACUCAGAAGUGAGCAGCCAGCCGUCUGAGUAUCCCAGUACUCAGCGCGGCUGGCAGGUCCCUGGCACCGAUGGUGAAGUCGGCUUCCGCAUUCACGAAGAUAACGAUCGGAUGCAAGGCUGGAACUAG